Messenger RNA from Diaporthe batatas, 969 nucleotides. RefSeq lists its product as uncharacterized. Gene Ontology annotation, molecular function: protein kinase activity; ATP binding. NCBI's taxonomy places the organism in Eukaryota, Fungi, Ascomycota, Sordariomycetes, Diaporthales, Diaporthaceae. The record is from RefSeq and is a predicted model, not a curated record. Gene Ontology annotation, biological process: regulation of mRNA processing; protein phosphorylation; spliceosomal complex assembly. The coding region runs from base 1 to 969 and encodes 322 amino acids. The transcript has 2 exons.
AUGACACCCUCAGAUGGUAACGCUGAGUUGGCCUCGGCGAUAAUCAACUGGACACUUUACGAUGAUCGAUCAGGUCGCAUCCACCCGCACGAGCCACUAGAGCGUUACGCCCCAGGCGGCUUCCAUCCUGUAGCCUUGGGGGAUACGUUCAAGGACGGCCGUUAUAUUGUCCGACACAAACUGGGAUAUGGUGGCUGCUCAACAGUGUGGCUUGCCUCAGACGAGCAGGGCUCCGCCCGCCGUUAUGUGGCCAUCAAGAUCAAGAGUAGCUCAUCAUCGGAGAUGGGUAUUGAUACAGACCCGGAAGUUCUGAGGCUGGAAAAGCUAGAGGAGCACUACCUCAAAGGCCCACAAGACAGGCCCAGGCCAUAUGCACAGCUGCUGGACUACUUUGAUAUUCAAGGUCCUAAUGGGUGCCAUAACUGCCUUGUCACAGAGCUGCUUGGCCCAUCGUUAGCAAAUAUUUCCGCUGGCAACGUCACCUUUACUUGCCACUCGCUGCUAAACGAUGAGGAUGACGACUUUUUAGACCUGGUAAGCGAGGUAUAUACAGCAAACCCAUGGCCCGACAAGCUCCUGCCACCACAUCUCCCCAAACAAUUGGUGCAGACCAUGAAGUGGAACAACUGGGAAGACGAGACAGAGGAAGACAUCCGCCUUGUUGACUGGGGUUCUGCCUUUCCAGUUGGUGAGACUCUGCCAGUAGAGGCUAUGGCACAGCCAAUUGACCUUCGAUCACCCGAGACAUUUUUUAUCGGCAAAUUCGACUACCGCCACGACAUAUGGCGAGCUGGGUGUGUGAUGUUUGUGCUAUUCUACCAACGACCUCCAUUUUUCGUUGUCUUGCCUGACACCUAUUUCUACCUAUUACGGAUGAGAGAAAAGCUUGGGCCCCUUCCGGAAUCUUGGCUUCCUCACCUCGCCGAACUACGCAACGAAAGUGUAUAUGCGGAACGAGAUGGUGAGUGA